This is a messenger RNA of Aspergillus glaucus CBS 516.65, 1489 nucleotides long. Its product is annotated as carotenoid oxygenase family protein. The transcript is spliced from 2 exons. NCBI's taxonomy places the organism in Eukaryota, Fungi, Ascomycota, Eurotiomycetes, Eurotiales, Aspergillaceae. The record is from RefSeq and is a predicted model, not a curated record. The coding region runs from base 128 to 1306 and encodes 392 amino acids. Gene Ontology annotation, biological process: carotene catabolic process. Gene Ontology annotation, molecular function: carotenoid dioxygenase activity.
AAGACCGGCAUCUUGAUGCGAUGCUUUUCGCUCAUGCUUAUAAAGAGCUAUAUCUGCCCCCUUCGGAUUGCUCGGAAUAAUCACCUUCUCUUUCUUAUCUAAACAUUUCGAUUGUCCUAUUCACAUCAUGGAGGCUCCCAAGAAGGCACACGAUGGUCUAUAUGGACUUUUCUCAAAAUGGCCCAUCGCCCUUGACCUCGCCGGGUCCAAUCUUCCCUGCCGUCUGGAAGGCGAAAUCGCAGACCUUGUCGUAUUGGGCGAGAUUCCGAAAGAGAUCAGCGGCACCUUUUACCGUGUCAUGGUCGACCCGUUUGUUCCACCAGAUGAGCGUAACGUGCCCAUUGACGGCGAUGGGAAUAUCUCGGCAUUCAGAUUUCACGAAGGUCGUGUGGGUAUGAAGAUGCGCUAUAUUGAAACCGAGCGCUAUAAACUUGAGCGCAAGGCAGGUAGGGCACUAUUCGGCCUAUAUCGAAAUCCCUUCACACAUCACCCUUGUGUGAGGGCGGCUGUGGAUUCUACGGCAAAUACCAAUUCUUCCCUACGCAUUGGACCCGGACACCUUGGACACCGACGCCCAGGAAGCGUUGCACAGUAUGGUUGGGCAAAUGGGGAGCAUCGUGUAUAUUCGUGGAAGAACUGUAUGCCGAUCCAUACCGCAAGUGCUUGGGAAAUCGAUGGGAGAAUCUAUGCAGAAAGCUCGAGGGUUCAUGAUAAUGCCUUCCCCUUUUCCCCACCCGAGGACGGCAGAAUGCCAUCUCCCAAGACAAAGGCUGAUUUCGUUCGUUGGGAAUUCGACCUUAGCAGACCAACUGGCACCAUUAUAUCCGACCCAGUUGUGAUCCUUGACCUUCCUUCGGAAUUUCCCAGGAUUGAUGAAAGGUUCCUAACCACCAAGCAUGAGUGGGUUUUCCUCAAUGUUUUCAUUCCUGAGAAUAGCGACGGGAGUAAGAAUAUCUUCCAAGGGCUCAACGGACUGGCAAUGCACAGCAAUUACACCGGUGAAACUCGCUAUUUCUACGCUGGCGAUAAAGCACUUUGCCAAGAACCCAUUUUUGUUCCACGCUCCGAGGCAGAAGCUGAUGGAUGGGUUAUGAUGUUGAUUGAAAGAAAGGCUGAAAAUCGAUGUGAUAUCGCAAUCAUUGACACCAGGAAUUUCGAAAAGCCAGUUGCUAUUGUGCAGCUCCCAUUUCAUGUCAAAGCUCAAAUUCACGGCAAUUGGGUGCCAGGCUCGGUACUGAACAAGAAAAAAAAAAAAGCCUUGUCAGGCAGUAUGAAGGGGUUGAUGUUAGCGGUAAAGGCGCAUUAGAGCCCAUUGUAAGCUCGAAAUGCCCAAGGUUGUUGUUGUCGUUAGUUGAACUCUUCUGUGUCUUUGCUUCCAUUGUAUUUUCGCUGUCGCGGCAAUGAUAUAACCCAUAAAUUUAUAUAAAUACCUGUUUAGCUCUAUUUGCAGUAUAAUCCUAGCCUUUCUUUUAUAACUUCCCCAACGUGU